Ilex paraguariensis (yerba mate) is the source of this 1293-nucleotide messenger RNA. The record is from the annotation of a GenBank genome assembly. Lineage: Eukaryota; Viridiplantae; Streptophyta; Magnoliopsida; Aquifoliales; Aquifoliaceae.
AUUGAAACUCCUUGGACACCGAUGCCCAAAAGGAAGCCAAAAAAAUAAAGCCUUUCCCAUAGACCUUCAAAAUCUUCAUAUUUAUUUUCGAAAAUCCUCACGUUACUCUCCUUCCAAAUGCCAUAAUGUAGCAAAGAAGACACUACGUCAAAUGGUCUUCCAUUUACUAUUAUUCCCAAAGCCCACAUCUUCCAAGCAAAACAGAGAUACCAUAGCAACCUACGCAACUCCCAUAAAGUCAAAAAGUUUAUUCCAUAAUGCAUACACUAAAGGACAAUGCCAAAAUAAGUGAUCCACACUCUCACUAUCGCCAAUACACAUAACACAACAUCGUGGUUGAAGACAAAGUAUAGGUCUUAUCUUUUGAAGCACUUUAUUUGUACUGAUCUUACCAUGAGAAAUUAUCCAUGCAAACAUUUGUACCUUUAAAGACACUUUCUCCCUCCAAAUAUUCAAUGAUGGAUAAAAUAGUGGAAGCGAAGGAUGAAAAACUUGAUUGCUGCCUAAAUGAUUACCAUCUCCUUCUUCUCCUUGCCAUUUUGUGGGGGGUUUCAAGUUUUACAUGAAUCAGGUAAGUUUCUUUUUUUUUUUCCUGAAGAAUUUGUCCUGCUUCAAAAUAACGUUGGAGAUGUAAUCUUAGUAAUGAUCUGUAGUUACUCUUCGACAGUGAUAAAGGCCCCUGGGACGGAUGUCCUGAAGGUUUCAUUGAGUAAACCAAGUGAGAUUUCUAAUGGCGUCUCAGUAUGGGAGUGGUCGGGUUCUGCAUUCGAUGAGGGAGCUGAAGCAUCAAAAUGGUUCUCUUAUUAUCUUGGGAAACCGAGUCGGCUAGUGCGUUUCAAUGAAGUGUCAGAAACCAGGACCGUGGACCGUAAUUAUGCUCGUGGAUACAAAGUCAUGUUUUCUGACGGGUAUCCGCUCCUCCUACUAUCCCAGGGAUCAUUGGAUGCACUGAACAAGCAUCUCAAGGAUCCUUUACCAGUUAACCGUUUUAGGCCAAACAUCCUUGUUGAUGGUUGUGAACCAUUUUCUGAGGACUUGUGGAAGGAGAUGAGGAUAAACAAGUUAACAUUCCAUGGUGUCAAGCUAUGUUCCCGCAGUAAGGUAAAAAAUUAUUCCUCUGCAUCUUCCGCCUGGAUUAUUGUAGUUGGCGUGGUAUCUGGAGACUGUGAAUCAGUUAAAAGGAUUGCUGCAUUCUUUUGUAAUUUAGUGUUCAUGUUGCCAAAUCAUUUAAAAAUAAUAUGGAAUUUUACAGUGAUGUCAACAAGGAAAAUAACAUUUCCGUUGUGCAAAUGA